Molecule: messenger RNA, 4106 nt
Organism: Micropterus salmoides (largemouth bass)
Lineage: Eukaryota; Metazoa; Chordata; Actinopteri; Centrarchiformes; Centrarchidae
Exons: 21
Coding region: 50-4027 (1325 amino acids)
Source: RefSeq, a predicted model, not a curated record
GGAAACAUGCAGAUCAUAGCUGCUUCCAGGGUGUUUGAAAACUACAAGGAUGAUUUCUCCAGGUGUGGUCUUUGUCUUAUUGGCUGUUCUGGGACAGACAAGUGGCUUUUCUGUAUCCUCGGUCAAAUCAUGUAAUACUUUGGUGGAGGUCACUGAUCAGCGUUCAGAUACAAAUAUUGCUAAAGGUGGGAAAGCGACUCAGUCCUCGCUGUAUGAGAAUGAUGUCCCUGAAAGGGCCAUUGAUGGAAAUCGUGCUAGCAACAGGCAAGAAAAGUCCUGUUCAGUCACACAAAAGGAUCAAAAUCCAUGGUGGAGUCUGGACCUCCUGAAGACGUACAACAUCAACACCGUCACAAUCACCAACAGAAAAGAUUGUUGCCCCCAAAGGCUCAAUGGUGCUGAGAUCCGCAUCGGAAAUUCCAUCAUCGACAACCGCAAUGCUAAUCCCAGAUGUGCAGUGAUCUCAUCUAUCGCUGCUGGGGCCUCACAAACCUUUGUUUGUAAUGGAAUGGAAGGCCGUUAUGUAAACAUUGUGAUUCCUGGAAGACAAGAAUACCUGACACUGUGUGAGGUGGAGGUCACUGGUCAGCCUUCAGAUACAAAUAUUGCUAAAGGUGGGAAAGCGACUCAGUCCUCGCUGUAUGAGAAUGAUGUCCCUGAAAGGGCCAUUGAUGGAAAUCGUGCUAGCAACAGGCAAGAAAAGUCCUGUUCAGUCACACAAAAGGAUCAAAAUCCAUGGUGGAGUCUGGACCUCCUGAAGACGUACAACAUCAACACCGUCACAAUCACCAACAGAAAAGAUUGUUGCCCCCAAAGGCUCAAUGGUGCUGAGAUCCGCAUCGGAAAUUCCAUCAUCGACAACCGCAAUGCUAAUCCCAGAUGUGCAGUGAUCUCAUCUAUCGCUGCUGGGGCCUCACAAACCUUUGUUUGCAAUGGAAUGGAAGGCCGUUAUGUAAACAUUGUGAUUCCUGGAAGACAAGAAUACCUGACACUGUGUGAGGUGGAGGUCACUGGUCAGCCUUCAGAUACAAAUAUUGCUAAAGGUGGGAAAGCGACUCAGUCCUCGCUGUUUGAGAAUGCUGUCCCUGAAAGGGCCGUUGAUGGAAAUCGUGCUAGCAACUGGCCGGAGGGUUCCUGUACACACACACAAAAGGAUCAAAAUCCAUGGUGGAGUCUGGACCUCCUGAAAACGUACAACAUCAACACCGUCACAAUCACCAACAGAAAAGAUUGUUGCCCCGAAAGGCUCAAUGGUGCUGAGAUCCGCAUCGGAAAUUCCAUCAUCGACAACCGCAAUGCUAAUCCCAGAUGUGCAGUGAUCUCAUCUAUCGCUGCUGGGGCCUCACAAACCUUUGUUUGCAAUGGAAUGGAAGGCCGUUAUGUAAACAUUGUGAUUCCUGGAAGACAAGAAUACCUGACACUGUGUGAGGUGGAGGUCACUGGUCAGCCUUCAGAUACAAAUAUUGCUAAAGGUGGGAAAGCGACUCAGUCCUCGCUGUAUGAGAAUGAUGUCCCUGAAAGGGCCAUUGAUGGAAAUCGUGCUAGCAACAGGCAAGAAAAGUCCUGUUCAGUCACAGGGAGGGAUCAAAAUCCAUGGUGGAGUCUGGACCUCCUGAAGACGUACAACAUCAACACCGUCACAAUCACCAACAGAAAAGAUUGUUGCCCCGAAAGGCUCAAUGGUGCUGAGAUCCGCAUCGGAAAUUCCAUCAUCGACAACCGCAAUGCUAAUCCCAGAUGUGCAGUGAUCUCAUCUAUCGCUGCUGGGGCCUCACAAACCUUUUUUUGUAAUGGAAUGGAAGGCCGUUAUGUAAACAUUGUGAUUCCUGGAAGACAAGAAUACCUGACACUGUGUGAGGUGGAAGUCACUGGUCAGCCUUCAGAUACAAAUAUUGCUAAAGGUGGGAAAGCGACUCAGUCCUCGCUGUAUGAGAAUGAUGUCCCUGAAAGGGCCAUUGAUGGAAAUCGUGCUAGCAACAGGCAAGAAAAGUCCUGUUCAGUCACACAAAAGGAUCAAAAUCCAUGGUGGAGUCUGGACCUCCUGAAGACGUACAACAUCAACACCGUCACAAUCACCAACAGAAAAGAUUGUUGCCCCGAAAGGCUCAAUGGUGCUGAGAUCCGCAUCGGAAAUUCCAUCAUCGACAACCGCAAUGCUAAUCCCAGAUGUGCAGUGAUCUCAUCUAUCGCUGCUGGGGCCUCACAAACCUUUGUUUGUAAUGGAAUGGAAGGCCGUUAUGUAAACAUUGUGAUUCCUGGAAGACAAGAAUACCUGACACUGUGUGAGGUGGAGGUCACUGGUCAGCCUUCAGAUACAAAUAUUGCUAAAGGUGGGAAAGCGACUCAGUCCUCGCUGUAUGAGAAUGCUGUCCCUGAAAGGGCCGUUGAUGGAAAUCGUGCUAGCAACUGGCCGGAGGGUUCCUGUACACACACACAAAAGGAUCAAAAUCCAUGGUGGAGUCUGGACCUCCUGAAGACGUACAAGAUCAACACCGUCACAAUCACCAACAGAAAAGAUUGUUGCCCCGAAAGGCUCAAUGGUGCUGAGAUCCGCAUCGGAAACUCCCUCACUGACAACGGCAAUGCUAAUCCCAGAUGUGCAGUGAUCUCAUCUAUCGCUGCUGGGGCCUCACAAACCUUUGUUUGUAAUGGAAUGGAAGGCCGUUAUGUAAACAUUGUGAUUCCUGGAAGACAAGAAUACCUGACACUGUGUGAGGUGGAGGUCACUGGUCAGCCUUCAGAUACAAAUAUUGCUAAAGGUGGGAAAGCGACUCAGUCCUCGCUGUAUGGGAAUGAUGUCCCUGAAAGGGCCAUUGAUGGAAAUCGUGCUAGCAACAGGCAAGAAAAGUCCUGUUCAGUCACACAAAAGGAUCAAAAUCCAUGGUGGAGUCUGGACCUCCUGAAGACGUACAACAUCAACACCGUCACAAUCACCAACAGAAAAGAUUGUUGCCCCGAAAGGCUCAAUGGUGCUGAGAUCCGCAUCGGAAAUUCCCUCACUGACAACGGCAAUGCUAAUCCCAGAUGUGCAGUGAUCUCAUCUAUCGCUGCUGGGGCCUCACAAACCUUUGUUUGUAAUGGAAUGGAAGGCCGUUAUGUAAACAUUGUGAUUCCUGGAAGACAAGAAUACCUGACACUGUGUGAGGUGGAGGUCACUGGUCAGCCUUCAGAUACAAAUAUUGCUAAAGGUGGGAAAGUGACUCAGUCCUCGCUGUUUGAGAAUGCUGUCCCUGAAAGGGCCGUUGAUGGAAAUCGUGCUAGCAACUGGCCGGAGGGUUCCUGUACACACACACAAAAGGAUCAAAAUCCAUGGUGGAGUCUGGACCUCCUGAAAACGUAUAAGAUCAACACUGUCACAAUCACCAACAGAAAAGAUUGUUGCCCCGAAAGGCUCAAUGGUGCUGAGAUCCGCAUCGGAAACUCCCUCACUGACAACGGCAAUGCUAAUCCCAGAUGUGCAGUGAUCUCAUCUAUCGCUGCUGGGGCCUCACAAACCUUUGUUUGUAAUGGAAUGGAAGGCCGUUAUGUAAACAUUGUGAUUCCUGGAAGACAAGAAUACCUGACACUGUGUGAGGUGGAGGUCACUGGUCAGCCUUCAGAUACAAAUAUUGCUAAAGGUGGGAAAGCGACUCAGUCCUCGCUGUAUGGGAAUGCUGUCCCUGAAAGGGCCGUUGAUGGAAAUCGUGCUAGCAACUGGCCAGAGGGUUCCUGUACACACACACAAAAGGAUCAAAAUCCAUGGUGGAGUCUGGACCUCCUGAAAACGUAUAAGAUCAACACUGUCACAAUCACCAACAGAAAAGAUUGUUGCCCCGAAAGGCUCAAUGGUGCUGAGAUCCGCAUCGGAAAUUCCAUCAUCGACAACCGCAAUGCUAAUCCCAGAUGUGCAGUGAUCUCAUCUAUCGCUGCUGGGGCCUCACAAACCUUUGUUUGUAAUGGAAUGGAAGGCCGUUAUGUAAACAUUGUGAUUCCUGGAAGACAAGAAUACCUGACACUGUGUGAGGUGGAGGUCACUGGUCAGCCUUAGUAUCCAGUUUACUUUAAAGCCUAUUAAUUCAAACUUUCUGCUUCUUUUCCUUCAAUAAAGUGUGCUUACUUGUCAAUGA